AUGGUGUCUUCAUAUAUGACCUACCUCAUCAGCAAACAAUCAGAUUCAAUCAAGAACGACGGCGAUAAUCAAAUCAUAUGGAGAUGGCUAUUCAUCGUAGAGGGGUGCGCAACAGCUGGCAUUAGUCUCAUCGUGCAUUGGACAGUUCUUGACUACCCUCAUCGCAGCCGAGGUCUGUCGUUGGAAGAGCAAGGCUUGGCCCAGAAUCGUCUCAUUCAUGACGGAAUGGCCGAUCCAACGAGUACACCAGGGCAAAAUAUGUCUAUAUUCCAUUCCUUCCUUAAAGCACUUUUAAGCUGGCAAAUUUGGUUGCUCACACCCGCUUAUAUGACCAUAAUCGGUGCGCUUGCAAUCUCAUAUUUCUAUCCCACUUUGAUCAUCGGGAUGGGAUACAACUCCACUACCUCCCAAUAUAUGACCGCUCCUCUGUAUCUGGUUUCACUCAUGGUGGCAGUACCUGUCUGCAUAUAUGCUGAUCGAAAACCGCAGCACAGAGCCAAGUUGUUGGUGGCAGAUCUAAUAGCGGGCCUAGUUUUCUUUGCCCUCACGGCAGGAAUUCAAAACUACGCCGCGCGUUAUGUUUUCUUGUGCUUCAUCAACAUGGCAAUUUGGACAGGAAAUGCCCUUGGCCUAUCAUUUGCAACUACUGCGUUCGCAAGCGUCAAGCGAGAUACUCGCGCUAUCAUGCUUGCCAUGAUGAACGGCAUCGCUGGUUUGGCGCAACUGUAUGGGAGUGCCCUCUUUCCAGAUCAAGACGCGCCAGAGUAUCUGGUCGGCCUCACCGUAUUUGCGGCCACAUUUGCUGUUGGAGCUGUAUCAUAUAGGGUAGCAGAUGUGUUAUUCCGACGUUAUCCGUACAAGGACUAG
Molecule: messenger RNA, 867 nt
Organism: Penicillium pulvis
Lineage: Eukaryota; Fungi; Ascomycota; Eurotiomycetes; Eurotiales; Aspergillaceae
Product: Major facilitator superfamily domain general substrate transporter
Exons: 2
Coding region: 1-867 (288 amino acids)
Biological process (GO): transmembrane transport
Cellular component (GO): membrane
Molecular function (GO): transmembrane transporter activity
Source: RefSeq, a predicted model, not a curated record